This is a messenger RNA of Prosopis cineraria, 2601 nucleotides long. RefSeq names its product cellulose synthase-like protein E1. NCBI's taxonomy places the organism in Eukaryota, Viridiplantae, Streptophyta, Magnoliopsida, Fabales, Fabaceae. Bases 115 to 2397 code for a protein of 760 amino acids. The record is from RefSeq and is a predicted model, not a curated record. Gene Ontology annotation, biological process: cellulose biosynthetic process; plant-type primary cell wall biogenesis. The transcript has 8 exons. Gene Ontology annotation, molecular function: mannan synthase activity; cellulose synthase (UDP-forming) activity. Gene Ontology annotation, cellular component: plasma membrane; trans-Golgi network.
AAGUUUGAAAUACAAAGUGCUACAAUAAUGACACGGAAUGGUAUAGUAAACAAAUUGAAUGGAUGUGAAUGAGAGGUGAUCAGAAUUAUACCUAUCGGAGCAUCUUCGAAGUGAAUGAGAAAGAAGAGCAACGGAAAGAUGCAGAGAGGUGAUCAGAGUUAUGUUGCAUUGUUCGAGACGGAUAGACCCAAAGGAAAGCUCUUCAUCUACAGACUCUUCACCGUAUCGUUGUUCGCCGGAAUAUUCUCCAUCUGGGUUUACAGAUGCUCUCACUUGUUCAUCAAACAAGAACAUGACGGCGACAACGUUUCUUCUGGGCUCGUCUGGCUUACUCUGUUUGCUGCUGAAGUAUGGUUCGGCUUCUACUGGCUUCUCACUCAAGCCCUCCGAUGGAACCUUCUCUUCCGGCAUCCCUACAACCACCGUCUCUCUGUCAGAUACGGGCAUAGCUUGCCAAGAGUGGACGUGUUUGUGUGCACGGCAGACCCAGAGAUAGAGCCACCAUUGAUGGUGAUAAACACAGUGUUAUCAGUAAUGGCUUACGACUAUCCCACCGAGAAGCUCAGUGUGUAUCUCUCCGACGAUGCUGCCUCAGAGAUCACUUUCUAUGCUUUACUAGAAGCUUCCUCUUUUGCUAAGCACUGGCUUCCCUUCUGCAAGAGAUUCAACGUCGAACCCAGAUCUCCUUCUGCUUAUUUUCACAGUUUGUCCAAUCCCACUUAUUCUUCAGAUGACGACUCUGUUUGGUCCAAAGAAUUCGCAGCCAUUAAGAAACUAUACAAAGAUAUGGAAAGACGAAUCGAAGAUGCUACCAAGUUGGGAGAAGCACCGAGAGAUGUACGUUCAAAGCACAAGGGAUUUACUCAGUGGGAUUCGUAUUCCUCUCAGCGUGACCACGAUACAAUUCUUCACAUAUUACUUCACAGGAAAGAUGCACAGAAUUCGAAAGAUGUAGAAGGGUCUGUUAUGCCAACUCUAGUGUACUUGGCUCGUGAGAAGAGACCCCAAUGUCCCCAUCAUUUUAAAGCCGGAGCCAUGAAUUCUUUGAUAAGGGUGUCUUCAAAGAUUAGCAACGGCACGAUCAUUCUGAAUGUCGACUGUGACAUGUACUCUAACAAUUCAGAAUCAGUGAGAGAUGCACUGUGCUUCUUCAUGGACGAAGAGAAGGGUCAUGACAUAGCUUAUGUGCAGUUCCCGCAGAACUUCGUGGGUGUCACCAAGAAUGACUUGUACGGGAGUGACCUACGAGUAAUUGCCGAGAUGGAAUUUCACGGUGCCGAUGGUUAUGGUGGUCCAUUGUAUAUUGGAUCAGGUUGCUUUCACAGGAGAGAUGUUCUUUGUGGGCAGAAGUUCAGCGAUCGACGCAAGGUCAAUGACUGGAAGAGCCAGGAUGACCCAUUCAUGGAAGCAAGCUUACAGAAACAAGAACAAGACUCAGAGGCUCUUGCUAGCUGUACUCAUGAACAAAACUCACUAUGGGGAACAGAGAUGGGGCUGCUAUAUGGGUGUGCAGUGGAGGAUGUGAUAACUGGAUUAUCUAUAAAGAGCAAAGGGUGGAGAUCAGUGUAUUGCAAUCCAAAAAGGAAGGCAUUCUUAGGGGUGGCUCCAAACACAUUGGGGCAAACACUAGUGCAACACAAGAGAUGGUCAGAGGGUCAACUUCAGAUUCUGGUUUCAAAGUACAGUCCUGCAUGGUAUGGUUUUGGCAAAAUCAGUUUGGGACUCCAAAUGGUGUACUGCUGCUAUAACUUAUGGUCAUCUAACUCUUUGGCCACCCUCUAUUUCUCCCUCGUACCCUCUCUUUGCCUCUUUAAGGGCAUUCCCUUGUUUCCAAAGAUGUCAAGCCGAUGGUUGAUACCUUACGCAUCUGUAAUAGUUGGAGAAACCACUUACAGCUUGUUGGAGUUUUUGAGCUGUGGGGGAACAGUCCGGGGUUGGUGGAACGAACAGAGAAUGUGGCUCUACAAGAGAACAAGCUCUUACUUCUUUGCUUUCAUGGAUACCACCUUGAAGCUUCUAGGGUUUGCUUCUGAUUCAGGAUUUAUAAUCACAGCUAAAGUUGCAGAACAAGAAGUUUCACAGCGCUACCGGGAAGAAGUUAUGGAGUUUGGAGCCUCUUCGCCGAUGUUCACUCUAUUGGCAACACUUGCCAUGCUCAAUUUGUUUUGCUUUAUCGGCGUAUCUGUGGAGGCUCUUAUGAGUGAAGGUGGCAUUAUUAGGGUCUUGGAGAAGAUGGUGUUGCAGGUUAUCUUAUGUGUGGUUCUUGUUCUCAUCAAUUUGCCAAUAUACGGAGGACUGUUCUUUAGGAAGGACAAGGGAAGAUUACCAUCCUCUGUGGCCAUUAAAUCUACAAUAUUUGCUUUAAGUGCAUGUGUUCUCAUAAAGGCCUUGCACUAAACUUAGGUUCUUACCUUUGCAUGAUGUAUGAUUAUGCAAAUUCAGAAAAUUCCGCGACACGGCGCAACUGUUCCUCAGUUCCUAAUAAUCGAGGCUCUUUUUUUGUUUCCUUUUUCUUUAUUUUUACCUUUUAUUUUAUGAACUUUUUUGUCUGUAAUUGUCUUUAUAUAUAUAUAUAUAUAACUGUUCUUCAGUUCCUCCUUA